AAGUCAACGGAAGUUGCGGUUUCUGGCGAAGAAGAACUAAAAACAGAAGGAAAGUGUCUGAAGCUCAGCGCCGAACGUUUCUGUGGCAAAGUUACAGUUUAAUGUUGUGAAUGAAGAUGGACGCUGCGAUUGUGGAGAUAGACGGCAGCUUGAUGGAGGGAGGCGGGCAGAUCCUGAGAGUCUCCGCGGCGCUCAGCUGUGUGACCGGCUCCCCCAUCAAAGUUACCAAAAUCAGAGCCGGCAGGAGUACACCUGGUCUCCGACCACAGCACCUCAGUGGCCUGCAGCUGGUCUCAGAUCUGUGUUCUGGCAGUUUGCAGGGAGCCAGCAUCGGCUCCACAGACAUUAGUUUAACUCCAGGCAAAAUCCAGUCUGGGAACCACACUGCAGACACGCAGACAGCAGGGAGUGUGUGUCUGCUGCUGCAGGCAGCUUUACCCUGCGCAUUGUACUCAGACACUUCCACACAGUUCUGUCUGAAGGGAGGAACUAAUGCUGAGAUGGCUCCACAGAUCGACUACACUCUCAAGGUUUUUAAACCCAUCGUGGAGCGGUUUGGAGUCCAUUUUGACUGUGACCUUAGAAUGAGGGGCUACUAUCCAAAAGGUGGAGGGGAGGUGAUGGUGGCGGUGAAUCCAGUCAAAGAGCUACAGCCUGUUACCAUGACAGAAAGAGGCAACAUCACGAAGAUUCACGGCAAAGCGUUUGUCGCUGGCGUCCUGCCUUUUAAAUUGGCUAAAGACAUGUCAACUGCUGCUGUACGAACCAUCAGGAAGGAAAUUAAAGAGCUGUACAUCAACAUCCAACCACUGCAGGAGAAGGAAAAGGCCUGUGGUAAUGGCAAUGGCAUCAUAAUCAUUGCUGAGUCGUCCACAGGUUGCCUGUUUGCUGGUUCAGCUCUGGGAAAGAAAGGUGUCUAUGCUGAUAAAGUUGGAAUCGAAGCUGCUGAGAUGUUGCUGAGAAACAUCAGACACAACGGUUGCGUGGACGAGUUUCUGCAAGACCAGCUUAUCAUCUUUAUGGCGUUGGCAAAAGGAACUUCUCGGAUUCGCACUGGGGCAGUGACUCUGCACACACAGACGGCAAUCCACGUCUCAGAGAUGCUGACUCAGGCAAAAUUCACUAUAACAAAGUGCGAAGAAGGGCUGAGCAGUAAUGUCACUCACAUCAUUGAAUGUCAAGGGUCAGGAGCCACGAACCCCAACCUGUAGCCAAACCACCACCACUCUCUUCUGGACUUGGUAACUGCUCCUGUCUUGUCUGACCCUCCUAGUUUCUGUCUCUCAGGGUGUUUCCUGUAAUACUGUAAUAAAUAAACAAAUGAGUAAAUAAAAUCAUUUCCCAUAUUCA
Betta splendens (Siamese fighting fish) is the source of this 1350-nucleotide messenger RNA. It is a transcript of the gene rtca, whose product is annotated as RNA 3'-terminal phosphate cyclase. Bases 111 to 1211 code for a protein of 366 amino acids. The transcript has 11 exons. Gene Ontology annotation, cellular component: nucleus. The record is from RefSeq and is a predicted model, not a curated record. Gene Ontology annotation, biological process: RNA processing. NCBI's taxonomy places the organism in Eukaryota, Metazoa, Chordata, Actinopteri, Anabantiformes, Osphronemidae. Gene Ontology annotation, molecular function: RNA-3'-phosphate cyclase activity.